Messenger RNA from Calypte anna (Anna's hummingbird), 5656 nucleotides. It is a transcript of the gene RAB5A, whose product is annotated as RAB5A, member RAS oncogene family. Gene Ontology annotation, molecular function: GTP binding; GTPase activity. The transcript has 6 exons. Lineage: Eukaryota; Metazoa; Chordata; Aves; Apodiformes; Trochilidae. The record is from RefSeq and is a predicted model, not a curated record. The coding region runs from base 406 to 1053 and encodes 215 amino acids.
GCAUGCCGCGUGCGGGCCGUGACGUGGCGGCGGCGGCGGAAGUGCGUGUGCGUGCCUGUGUGUUUUGGUCGGGGCAGAGGCGGCGGCGGAAGUCGGCGGCGGGCUGGGUGAGGCACCGCUGCGCCCCCGCCCCUCGCCCCCACCGAGGAGCCGCCUUCCCUCUUCCCCCUCCUCCGCCCACCGUGCCCCUGCUCACCCGCCAGCCCCGCCGGACGGUCGGACGGAGGGACAGACAGACAGACGUCGCUGCGCCACCGCCGCCCGGCUCCCUCUCCUCCCCUUCCCCUGAGUGCGGCCGCCGCGGCCCGGCCAGGUUGUUACUGGCAGAAGAAGCACUGCUGAGAAUCUGAAUCCUGGAACUUGCUUUCAAGAGCUUAAAACAAAGGACUUCUUUAUAAUUUGGGCAUGGCUAAUCGAGGAGCAACAAGACCCAAUGGGCCAAAUGCUGGAAAUAAAAUUUGCCAGUUUAAACUAGUACUUUUAGGAGAGUCUGCAGUUGGCAAAUCAAGUUUGGUGCUUCGUUUUGUAAAAGGACAGUUUCAUGAAUUUCAAGAAAGUACGAUUGGAGCUGCUUUUCUAACCCAGACUGUAUGCCUGGACGAUACAACAGUAAAAUUUGAAAUUUGGGACACAGCUGGGCAAGAGCGGUACCACAGUUUAGCACCUAUGUACUACCGAGGAGCACAAGCAGCCAUAGUGGUAUACGACAUCACAAACGAGGAGUCCUUUGCCAGAGCGAAAAAUUGGGUCAAAGAACUUCAGCGACAAGCAAGUCCCAACAUUGUAAUAGCUUUAGCAGGAAACAAAGCUGAUCUAGCUAACAAAAGAGCUGUGGAUUUCCAGGAAGCACAAGCCUAUGCAGAUGACAACAGCUUAUUGUUCAUGGAGACAUCUGCCAAAACAUCUAUGAAUGUAAAUGAAAUAUUUAUGGCAAUUGCAAAAAAAUUGCCCAAGAAUGAGCCACAGAAUGCAGGAGCCAGCUCUGCCAGAGGAAGAGGAGUAGACCUUACUGAACCCACACAACAACCCAAGAGUCAAUGUUGUAGUAACUAAAACAUCAAUUGCUUUAAACUGUUCUGAAUAUUCUUCUGCUUCCUAACUGUUAAUAACCAUGGAAUUGGAGUGCUUAACCUGGCCCAGCACAGCUUCCAAACAGCGAAGAGACUUAUAUGAUAAUAGUCAAGUUCAUGAUACAGAGUUUACUUUUGACCUAAAAUUUUAACAUGCAUGUAUCCAGCACUGGCUGUAAUGUGUCAGCAGUAGAGGAGAGAUGGAAGCCGAAUAAACUUCCUUCGGUUAAAAGGUUUUGAAAAAUCACUUACAUUAGGGCUGUAGAAGAACUACUUUCUGUGGACCUAAUUGGCCAGUUCCUGUAGCCUCAAUACUGAUUACUGUUAUAAUAAAUAGAAUUGGGUCUUUUUGUAAUUCUCAGUUGUGCUUUAAAACCUUUUUAGAAACAGGGUCUAAAAAUUGCAUAAACUUAUUCACAGUAUUGAUGCAACCAAUUGUUUCUGCAGGUAUCUACUGUUUAGUUAUACAUUCCAUAGUUUUAAUAAUUUAAUUACAAGUAAUAUUUGCAUUAACAAUUUUAAGAACCCUAUGCUUGCAGGAAAGUGGAGUUUUAGUUGGUACACUGUAUGUAAAUUAUACCAACCCAGUUACUUACCUAAAGGAAUUAGUGAUAAAUCAGGUUCAGAUUCAUUUCUGAUCUGUCCAGAGGGUACAGACCAGUAAAUUUAACUUCAUAGAAUCAUAGAAUGGUUUGGGUUAGAAGGGACCUUAAAGAUAAACUAGUUCCAACCCCCCUGGCAUGGGCAGGGACACCUCCCACUAGACCAGGUUGCUCAAGGUCUCAUCCAACCUGACCUUACACUGCCAGAGAGGAGGCAUCCACAGCUGCUCUGGGCAACUUUAUGACUUAAGAUUUUUUUUUUUUCUUCUACAAACUGUAAGAGCUCUUCAAGUAAAACCACAACAAACUUGGUGUCUGUGACUUCUUUCUUGUUUUUGAUCAUUGGUGGCCAUUACAGUUUGGUUUUCCCCAAAGGAAAAGAAAAAAUAUAGUGCACUAACAAUUACGUACAUCCAACUUGAUUUAAAAUUUGGAUAUUAAUGUACUGUAAAUAGGUACUCUGCAUUGUAGUCUACAUUUGUUUAAAACUUCCUGUAAUAUUUAAGAAUUGCUUAAAGGUAUACAGAAUGUACAGUUACUUAAAGCUAACUUUUUUCCUGUCUAAUCAAAGGGGGUUCUAAGUUUUCCUUUUUGGCUAGAGCAGUAAUGAAUGAUGCUCCUGUAUCUGUAACAUAAGUACUGCUGUCUGUCAAUAAUGAACUUUGCAACUUUGUUUUCCAAAGUACAUUUUAUUUUGAUCUGUCCAGUAUAUUGCACUAAUUCUUUUAGUUAUUUUCAUUAUAUGAAAUCGGUAUACCAAGUGUGUCAGAAGAGAUUAAUUAGUCUAUUUAAAUGUUGAACUGAUAGCAGAAACUUACAUGUGCAGAUUUUAAAUUUGCAGUUAUCUGGUUUAGCAAGGAAAAAUGACAGUUCACCAGUGUUUAGUUUUAUAUUGAGGUGCUCAGGUUUGAAUAAAGUGGUUUAAGAAGAAUAAAAAAAAGUUUUUGAAUACUGUUUCUUAUUGAGAGUUUCAGAAGGUUUUAUUGCAUUUGCACAGUUUCAGAAAAGAUGUCUGGUUUACUAUAUGGGUCAGCCUUUAAGAUGAUUGUAAAGUAAUUUUUGACACAGCUAAAUAUAAGCUUGUACUAUAUUUACUGUGGCACUCCACUUAUGAUAAAUUUUUAAAUGUUGACGUAAUUGGGGAUCUUAUCACAUCCAUUUAGAAGUAAAAUCAAAACAGUAAUGUUAUCUCUUGAACCUGCAGCUAAUGCAGUCUUUACCAGUUGUUCACUAAUGUAGCUUGCUGCGCCACUGUAGAGUGUCUCAGGGGUGACACUGCCUCUUCCUGCAGUUUGUGAAUCAUGAUUGGAGGGGUUUGGUUUUGUGUCCUCUUCAGACUCUGGUGGUGGUUUAGAACCCUCUGGUGACAGAGUCUUUGGCAGUUCUUGACCAGUGUAACUUGCAGGUUUGCUACAAAAUACGUUUGGGUCCAUUUCCUCUGGCAGUUGUGGACCUGAGGUAUAGUUACCUAAGCAUGUAUCUCUUUGGGGCUGUGUCAUGUCUUUAGACCCUAUUGCCAGGACAUUUUCUUGCAGCUGUUCAUGGCUGCAACUUGCAUCUCUCAGACAGACACUGUCAGUGUCUGUUUCUUCUUCCUCUGCAGUCUGAAAACUCUUAUAUUGGUACACUUUUUUGUCCUCAGACUGUUCGAGUUCUUCCAAGCCACCUUGUGUGAUAGAAUUGGACUGUUUUAUAUCUCUGUCCUGUGAAAUUACUUCAUUGUUACUGAAAAGAGACAGUUCUGAACCAGCUUGAUUUUUAUGAUCGUUUUCCUUGGGAGUUCCAUUUUCACUUUGCAAAUAGUUCUUCCAAGAACACUUUGGAUUAUCUUGUUCCAGGUUGCCUUUUGAGUCAGUGAGGAAAAUGUCUUCAUUGGAAUAUAGUAUGUCUGUUCCAUCUUGCAGCUCAUCAGCAGCCUCUGAGUUAUUUAAGUUGUCUUCAGUGAGGGGCAUCAAAUACUGAGACUUGCAUGGAGAGGCUGUGUUUUUCUGAACACAUUCGUACAUUCUUAAAUAAUGAGUGAAUGUUGCUAGUGUUAAUGCAAGUACUUCAUUGUAAUCCAAAACCUCCCAAAGUCCAUUAGAAGCUAAAAUAAGAAACUGACAAGUAUCAUCGAUACGGACAGACAUGGUGUGAGGUACAGGUAUAACAGAGCUUUUCAGAACCGGAUCUCCGUGAUGUCCAAGACCUCUUGUAGUUCUCAGGUGCCCCUCUACUAAUCCAUCUGGUUCAUUAGUGCUGAUGUUUCCACCAUUCUGAAGUAUUCGUUGUCUCUCACUUUCAUUGGAAGUGCUGUGCUCUUUUGAGAGGCAGUGGCUCUUACCAUUUUUACAUAAGACUGCAUGUGCAUUACCUAAAAUUGAGAUAAUAUUUUGAAUUGUAGCAUACUGAUUUUUUUUUUUAAGACAGUGCUGUUACACCAAUAGCCUUUUGCUAAGGACUGUGAAAAAGCUGAGGUCAUAGUUCAAUUAUCUGUGGCCACGGGCAGCACUGUCUAUCAAUGAACCUGGCUUUCCUUUACAGCAAAAUUUUCUGUUUUCUUCCUUCCCAUUACUCAAAAGACUGUUCCAGAACCUUAUUCUUUUGACUGCAACUAAACUCUUAGAGGGAGUCUUAAGUGACAUUUCAUUCAGCUUCAAGUACGAUCUGAUAGAAAUGUUGCAUCUUGUGGUUUUUUUUUUAAGCAAGAGUGCAUGUUUUUCUCAAAUAUACUUUUUGUUGUUGUUUUUCCUAGGACACAUGCUUUCAAAAUAUUUUGGUUGAACUCAUCAAGAACUUUCAGGUUUUCAGACUACUUCAAAUAUAAAAUUUCUAGUACCUGAAAAUAAUUUGGACAUUGUAUAGAAUUUAUAGUUUACUAACAUAAUGCCUUAAAUCUCUUCCUCAGUUAAGGAACCCAAGGGCGCAAGAGUUCUCAGUGUUACCAUGCGAGGGGCGAGGACUCAUUUCUUUCCUUUAGUAUGAAUAGAUUAUUUCCCUCUAUAUUUUGAAAUUUGCAGGGUGAGAAUGAAAGUGUUAGAAAUUGCAACACUGCAGGUGACUAGUCUUGUCAGACUUAGAUGCAGAGCCUAAAGGAAAGCAGCUCUGAAACAAAGUGAUGUAUUGUUUGAGAUCCUCUGGCUACACUGGGAGAAGGCCAUUUUAUUGUUACUGGUCUGCUCCCAUGUGUUGGCAUAAGGACAAAAGUGAUGUCUUGCUGAAGGAACUCGAGUGGGACGGUAGCUUUCCAGAUGCUAAGCUGUGUGUUCAUUUAUAUUGUAUUUUUAAUAUCUGACCAGACUAGGGCACAGAUCUCUGAGAAGUGUUUAUAAGUAGGCACUGCUUAUACAGUAGCUGUAUUUCUUUGGAAGUAUUGGCAUUGUCUUGUGUAGGAGACGGCUAAAAGUAGUUUGUGUGACGACAGAUUUCUCUAGGAGGUGAUUCAGAAUAUCAAACUGAAGGGCACACCUUUUUUAUUGAUUAUAGAAUGUAGAUGCCUUAAGUUAUGCUGUGUGAAUGUUUCCUUGUGCUUGCUCCCUCCUCUUGAUUUCCAUGGAGAGCUAGAAGACUGUCUAAAAUUUCUUUUGAACCCUCAGAGUAAGACCAGCAGCUGUAAGCCUAAAAAAAGGCAUCAUAAUCCAUGUGGAGCAAUUGGACUGCAAGAAAGAGUAAAAUCUAGAUGCUUUUGGAUGCAAGUCUCUUGUCUGCAAACCAAAAACAGGGCAAAAGAAUUACCAAAAACAAGCUGACCUAUCAAUGUGGGACUUAACAAAGAAGACAAAGCUGGCUGAUACCACCAUCUCCUGCUCCUCAUAUCUGAUCAUCUUCUUCAGUUGCUUACCUGAUGCUGGAGGAACAUGUCUAUACUUCUGUAUAUGUAAGAACACAUUCCUGGGGGGAAAAUGAAGCUUGAUGUUGUGCGGAUUUUUUUCUUUGAUGUGAAACAUUUGGUGGAAAAUUAAGUGUAUUAGAUUAAAUAAAUGUGUAUUUAGAAGUGGUUAAAAA